CGAGGAAGACGCCGGGACCGGGGCCCGAAGAAGCCGUCCCGGAACGAUCUGUCCCUUUGCCCUGCCUCGUUGCUUCUUCCGCUGUCUCCGCCGAGAGACACGUGUCAUCUUCUGCGUCCCGGAUCCAUAGAAAGGAAGAGGGGAGCGAGGAGCGGGCAAAUACCUGGCUGUUGUAGCAACUCCCCUCUCAGAGAAAAACUUAGCGAGGCGCUCCGCGAGGUUUUUUGCCACUCUGAAAAGGGAAUCUGAUUCUGCCCCGCCUGGAUUCUGUGAAGGGAGCCGGACGCUUUUCAUCCUUUUGCCCAUCUGCUGCUCCCUUCCUCCGCUGCACUCCGGUGCGGGCCGGUAGUGGCGGCGGCGGCGCCUUCCCCUCCGUGUCCGGCCGGCCUUGCGGCGCUCCCAUGCUGCUGCUGCGGAAGCUGCCGGGCAUGCCGGGCUGUCCGCCGUCGGCGCUGGGUCUGCGGCUGCCGCACAAGUUCGCCUUCCUGCUCUUCCUCUCGGGCCUGCUCACGCUCUGCUUCGGGGCCCUCUUCCUCCUGCCGGACUCGUCCCGCUUCAGGCGCCUCUUCCUGCCCCGCCGCGGAGCGGAGCCGGACCUGAGCCGCCCCUCGCCUCCGCCGCCCCCGCCGGGCUCCGACCCCGGCCGCCGCCGCCAUGCCGCCCCCAGCCCGCCGCCGCCGCCCCUCCGGGACCCCAAACUGCCGCCCGGCGCCGCCAAGCGGGAGCGCUUCCAACGCCGCCCACAGGGGCCGCCCGGCGCGGGGACCGCCGCCGCCGCCAACGACCCUCUCCGGCAGACGCGGGCCCCCUUCCGCUUCGACUACCAAGCCUUCCGGCAGAGCCUCCGCCACCCGGUGCUGGGCAGGAGGAGAGGCGGCGCCGAGGAGCCCCCCGAGCUCCGCGCCCGGCGGCUGAAGAUCAAGGAGAUGAUGAAGUUUGCUUGGGAUAACUACAAACGAUAUGCGAUGGGAAAAAAUGAACUACGCCCCCUCACUAAAAAUGGACACAUCGGUAACAUGUUCGGAGGCCUCCGAGGAGCCACAGUGGUGGAUGCUUUAGACACUUUGUACGUGAUGGAGCUGCAAGAAGAAUUCCAAGAAGCCAAAAGUUGGGUGGAGCAGAGCUUUGACUUGAAUGUGAAUGGCGAAGCUUCCUUGUUCGAAGUGAACAUCCGCUACAUCGGAGGGCUGCUGGCUGCGUUCUACUUAACUGGUGAAGAGGUCUUCAAGAGUAAAGCUCUAGAACUGGGAGAGAAGCUUUUGCCAGCUUUUAACACACCGACCGGUAUCCCACGGGGAGUCAUAAACCUGGGCAGCGGCAUGAGCUGGAGCUGGGGAUGGGCGUCCGCAGGCAGCAGCAUUUUGGCAGAAUUCGGCAGCCUGCACCUAGAAUUCCUGCACCUCUCAGAGCUAUCUGGGAAUGCAGUCUAUGCUGAAAAGGUGAUGAACAUCCGCAAAGUCCUGAACAGAAUCGAGAAACCGCAGGGGCUCUAUCCCAACUUCCUCAGCCCAGUAACUGGGAACUGGGUGCAGCACCACGUUUCCAUUGGUGGCCUUGGUGACAGUUUUUAUGAAUACCUGAUCAAAUCAUGGCUGAUGUCAGACAAGAAGGAUACUGAAGCAAAAAACAUGUACGAUCAUGCACUAGAGGCCAUAGAAAAACACCUGGUAAAGAAGUCUGCCGGUGGACUGACCUAUAUUGCCGAGUGGCGAGGUGGUAUCUUGGACCACAAGAUGGGCCAUUUGGCUUGCUUCUCCGGGGGCAUGAUAGCCCUCGGAGGGCAACAUGCGGCAGAAGAGCAGAAGCAGCACUACAUGGAUCUGGCUGCAGAAAUAACACACACCUGUCAUGAGUCUUACGCGCGUUCAGAUUCCAAGCUGGGCCCAGAAGCAUUUCGCUUUGAUUCUGGUACCGAAGCCGUGGCCACCCGGCUCAGCGAUCGCUAUUACAUUCUGCGCCCUGAAGUUGUCGAAAGUUACCUGUACAUGUGGAGAUUGACGCACGAUCCCAAGUACAGGCAGUGGGGAUGGGAAGUUGUCCAGGCACUCGAGAGAUAUUGCCGAGUAGAAGCCGGUUUCUCUGGGAUCCGGGAUGUUUAUACCACAAACCCAAGUCACGACAACAUGCAACAGAGUUUUUUCCUGGCAGAGACAUUAAAGUAUCUGUAUCUUCUGUUCUGUGAAGAUGACGUGCUGUCUCUUGAGGACUGGGUGUUCAACACCGAAGCCCACCCGCUGCCUGUGAACCACACAGACUUUGUCCUGAAGACAAAUGUGCAAUAGAGGCAGCCAGCUUCCGCAAUGGGUUGCGGCGGGUCACUACUUCUCCCUCUCUAUUUUUUUGGUUUCUUUUUCCUUUCCAAUAAAGGAAUGUGUGAUGUUCCCGGAAAGGUAUUUUGGGGACAUUCGUCCAAUUCCGGACAGUAUUUUAUCGGGGAGUAUAAAAACUGAAACAAGCACCUUCAUUUUUUUUUCCUCUAUGAGGAACCUUACUUGCCUGGUAAUGAGAUGCUGGUUAUGGGCCAUAAUAGAGAAUCAUGAACGUUUCUUUCUACAGAGAAUUUCUAUGGAACUCACUGACAUUGUUUUCACGUGGCCAAAGGAUCAGGAGUUUGCCAUAAAACAGACAUGUUGUUUUUUUGUUGUUUUUUUGCCAUUUUUGUCUUUCCCUCCUACCUGCUUUUUAAUAUAAUGUUGAUUUUUUAAAAUCACUUUUAUCAUUUAUACUUUCAAAAUCUCAUGCAUUCUAAAUGGACUCGAUGCCAUCACUUGAUCAAGAAGUGUCUGCAAAAUCCUGAAUUCCAAACAUCUUUUAUAUAUCUCUAUUUCUUUUUUCCCCCUGUGCUCUUAAAAAUGUUUACUGUCUGUUGCAUCAUGUGUGACUUUGAUUUCUAAUGUUUGACGUUUUUCUGGCGUUUGGGGGGAAACAUUUGCUUUUUGUUUUUCUUUGUUUUUAAUUUUCAUUUGGAGCUUAAAUAUUACAAGGCACUUGUAAUUAUUUUGUUUCUGUAAUACUCAGAAAUGUGAAAUAGAAUAAACAUUUCCUGUCUGAUAAGAA
Molecule: messenger RNA, 3057 nt
Organism: Eublepharis macularius
Lineage: Eukaryota; Metazoa; Chordata; Lepidosauria; Squamata; Eublepharidae
Gene: MAN1C1
Product: mannosidase alpha class 1C member 1
Exons: 12
Coding region: 402-2282 (626 amino acids)
Biological process (GO): N-glycan processing; carbohydrate metabolic process
Cellular component (GO): endoplasmic reticulum; Golgi membrane; extracellular exosome
Molecular function (GO): calcium ion binding; mannosyl-oligosaccharide 1,2-alpha-mannosidase activity
Source: RefSeq, a predicted model, not a curated record